Messenger RNA from Lutra lutra (Eurasian river otter), 914 nucleotides. RefSeq names its product lymphocyte antigen 6 family member H (gene LY6H). Gene Ontology annotation, molecular function: acetylcholine receptor binding; acetylcholine receptor inhibitor activity. NCBI's taxonomy places the organism in Eukaryota, Metazoa, Chordata, Mammalia, Carnivora, Mustelidae. Gene Ontology annotation, biological process: acetylcholine receptor signaling pathway. Gene Ontology annotation, cellular component: plasma membrane. The record is from RefSeq and is a predicted model, not a curated record. The transcript is spliced from 4 exons. Bases 241 to 663 code for a protein of 140 amino acids.
CUCGGCGCGGGGUUCCCGGGCCCCCAGCCCAGGGGUGGGGGUGGGGACGUGGCGCGCGCCCCUCCCCCAUCGGCAGGUACCGCCUGCUCGCACCUUGUCUGGCCCUUUUCUCUCCGGACGCACCUACCGCUCCCCAGGGAGGAGAAGACGCGCUCCCCCCCCGACCCCCCACCCCACAGGCCCGCGCCCCGGAGGACCUCCGCCCACAACCCCCGCGCCUUCCCGAGGCCCGCCCGGAGCAUGCCGCCUGCGGCCAUGAACAGUCUCGGCCUGGUGCUGCUCGCCGGCCUGCUGUGCUCUGCGCCCGCUCACGGUCUGUGGUGCCAGGACUGCACCCUGACCACCAACUCGAGCCACUGCACCCCAAAGCAGUGUCAGCCGUCGGACACAGUGUGCGCCAGCGUGCGGAUCACCGACCCCAGCAGCAGCCGGAAAGACCACUCUGUCAACAAGAUGUGCGCCUCGUCUUGUGACUUCGUGAAGCGACACUUCUUCUCAGACUAUCUGAUGGGCUUCAUUAACUCUGGGAUCUUAAAAGUGGACGUGGACUGUUGUGGGGGAGACCUGUGCAACGGGGGGCCGGAGGCGGGGGGCAGCCCCUGGGCCCUGGCCGGGGGGCUCCUGCUCAGCCUGGGGCCCGCCGUCCUGGGGGCUGGGCCCUGAGCUCCUCCUGCAGCUGCAGGCCUCCCAGCUUCCUCCCCAGAGCCUGGCCUCACCCCUCCCUCCACAGGGAAGCCUCUCUCUCUCCACCAGCUCUGAGCUCCAGUGUCUGCAGGAGGCCCUGGGUAGGGGGGGCGGGCUGGGGGCUGGGACCCCCAGGUCUCCUAGGGGAAGCCAGGCAGAGCCAGGCCCAGCCCAACAGCCUGGCUGCGAGGGCAUCUUCCGUGGAGAAAUAAACUCACUUGUGGUCCAGA